AUGGCAGCUCUUCGUGACAUUUUGGUCGCAUUUCUGUUCGCCUUGGAAGGUUUUUCGAUCUUGUCAGCUCUCUGCCCUCCGGGCUGGAAGAACUGGAAUCAGUCAUGCUACGCGAUGUACUUGGAGCGUAUGAGCUGGGCAGAUGCUUCAGAGUUCUGCGAGAGCAAACAAAGCCAUCUUGUCGUGCCGAAUUCACAGGCUGAGAAUGAUUUCUUCUGGCGGAUGGUGGUGGAACGAUUCGAGACCGUGGCCGAGGUCGAAAUCGGGGUUUGGAUUGGCUGCAAACGCGAGUCUGUAAACUCAAGCUUCGUGUGCGCUGGAAAUACCGAGGAACUGAUCUACACCAACUGGGCAAUGGGAAAUCCCAAACAAAAAGCUCGUCAGUGUGUUGUGUUGCGGAAGGAUAGCAACGGCACAUGGAAAACUGCCAAUUGCUGCCCGAAAAGAGUGAGGUACGUCGUAUGCGAGGAGCCUAGUACCCCUCGCUUGCACUGCAUGACGGCCAAUGCAAACGGGCGUUUCGUCAACGACCUACCGUAA
Molecule: messenger RNA, 540 nt
Organism: Patiria miniata (bat star)
Lineage: Eukaryota; Metazoa; Echinodermata; Asteroidea; Valvatida; Asterinidae
Product: snaclec salmorin subunit A-like
Exons: 1
Coding region: 1-540 (179 amino acids)
Molecular function (GO): signaling receptor activity
Source: RefSeq, a predicted model, not a curated record